AUGUCCGACGACAACAUCAUUGUGAGCAACUGGAGUCGUCUCAUGCCCAGCAUACCGUUAUAUACAUUAGGUAGUUCGUGCUUCCAGGAUUGCUGCAAGGUAUAUAAUCACGCCCUGGGCGACCAACCACUGGCCUGUGUCCAGCCUCGAACAGAGAAGGAGAUUUCGCAAGUGAUACAGUUCUGCACCACCAAGGCCAUCCCAUUUUCGGUUCGCUCAGGCGGCCAUGAUUUCUACGGUCGCUCCCUUGUCAUCGGAGGUAUUCUCAUCGACAUGCGCGCGAUGGAUACCAUCGUGCUUGAUCCUAAUCGAGACAGUGCUCGAGUCGGCGGAGGUGUGAUCGCUGGCGCCCUGCAGGAGACACUCAAUUCCCACGGCCUCUUCACUCCGACUGGACAGGCAAAGUCCGUGGGAUACGUCUCGUGGGCAUGUGGUGGAGGAUAUGGUUUCUAUGUUGGAACUUACGGCUUCGGAGUCGACCAGAUCCUAGGGGCUCGAGUGGUACUGGCGGGAGGCCAUAUUGUUGACACCAACCAAGAACCGGAAUUGCUCUGGGCUCUACGGGGCGCUGGAGCAGGCACGUUCGGUGUCGUGACUGAGCUUCGCGUGAAGGUGUAUACAGUGCCGAGAUUAUAUGCGGGCUUCCUUGCUUUCCCUCUUGCCGACGCCGCAACCGUUCUUGGCCGAGUCGAGAAGCUCCUGAACGAGAAUUUUCCAGAUGAAUUCAGCGGAGACGCCAUUGCCGCGCAUCCCGGAAUGACCCCGAUACCGGUAUCCGAACCUUCCUUUAUCUUCUUUUGGUGCUGGACUGCGAGUGACGGAGACCUUGCACCGGCAAAAGGUUUUCUCGGUAAGAUGGUGCAGUUCGGCACAAUUUUGGGCAACACGGUGACUGAGACCACCCCGGCUGCCUACGGCAUGGGCGAUUGCUCGUCAACCACUUUCUUUCGCAGUCGGAAUGUCGACCGACUACAACACGGAUUUGGGGCCAUCCUAGCACGACAGCCUCCACCGCAACCGCUGUCAGCGGUAAUCAUCCACAAUAACCAUGGAAAAGGGGUCCGGAAUGGGGUCGCAGAUGACGUUGGGGCGGCCUUUGCGAACCGGUACCAGCAUAUCAUUCUCGGUCUCCAUGGCGGAACUAAACCAGCCACCGUUGAUGCCCAGGACGUUGCAGAAGUAACCACAUGGGUCAAACGGCUGGAAGAAUCGAUUGAUGAGUAUGGGAUUACCUUGCAAGGCGGAUUCCCCAGUUUCUUCCCGCCAGAUCAGGUGGAUGUAGAAUGGUUCUUCGGGGUGAAGGGUGCGGCAAGACUGCGGGGCUUGAAAACACGCCUGGACCCGGAAAAUCUGUUUAACCAUGCGCUGCCGAGACUCAAGGUCAAAAAUUGA
Molecule: messenger RNA, 1392 nt
Organism: Penicillium arizonense
Lineage: Eukaryota; Fungi; Ascomycota; Eurotiomycetes; Eurotiales; Aspergillaceae
Product: FAD-binding oxidoreductase
Exons: 2
Coding region: 1-1392 (463 amino acids)
Molecular function (GO): FAD binding; oxidoreductase activity
Source: RefSeq, a predicted model, not a curated record